AUGAAGGCAGAACAAGAGCUAACACUUGAAUCUUUGAUGAGCCCGUUUCAUGGUUCUGCUUGUUUGCAAGCCACAAUUUUCUUGUGUGUGCUUGCAAUUCUUUCAUCAGAUGUUCAAGCUCGACAUGAUAUUACAGAUAGUGAUAGGUACACCUGCCGUCCUUUCUCGUGUGGCCAUCUCCAAGGCGUCCAAUACCCUUUCCGCCUGCGAGGCGAUCCAACUUGGUGUGGUUCUCCGUCGUACGAGCUGUCUUGCACUGAUAGCAAGGCUACAAUUCAGAUCAACACAGGGACAUACUUUGUUACCGAGAUCAACUACAAGUAUUCUUACUUCUGGGUCGUGGACGCGAACCUGGACAUGAGCAGCAGUUGCCCUCUUCCUCGCUUGGAUCAGCGUCCUUAUCUAUAUGGCCUCCAGAGAUCAGACGGCCUCAUCGAACUGAAGCCUCGACAUGAUAUUACUUGGGCUACCUUUGUGAAUUGUUCACGGGCGAUCACGAACAGUCGUGACUACACACUGGUUUCCUGCCUAAGCAUGAGGUCUUCUUUUGUCUAUGUGUUGAUGGACUCUUUUUCUGUUGGAAACCUUAAGCCUUCUUGUGGGUACUUGGCUAUGGCUGCUUUGGACGAUUGGAGCAUGCAAUACAAUACUGCAAGUCAUGGAAUUCUGGUAGAAUCCCUAAGGAGAGGAUUUCCCGUCAUGUUUCCUGUAGACUAUAAAAAGUGGUUGUGGAGCGUCAAAGGCUGCCUAAAGAGACAUAUUGUGUGUACUAUUCCUUUGGAUGGAUACCUCAGCACACUACGCUUUACAGCAGUAUUCUCCACGACAAUAUUGAAGUUGAUUGCUGUACUAUGCAGGAUCGUUGUUGCACCCCUCGUGGUAUUGUUCUUCCUUGCCCACAAGUACUGGAAAACAAGGAUCAUAAUUGAUGCAGUCGAGAAGUUUCUCCUGAUGCAGCAAAUGAUCGGCCCGAGAAGGUAUGCCUACACAGAUAUCGUUGCGGUCACAAGAAAUUUCAGAGAUAAGCUGGGUCAGGGUGGCUACGGGUCUGUUUUCAAGGGUUUUCUCCCAGGCGAUGUCUAUGUGGCCGUCAAGAUGCUAGACGGUAAAUCGAGCUGCGAUGGAGAAGAUUUCAUCAGUGAAGUCUCCACCAUUGGCAGGAUCCACCAUGUCAAUGUGGUUCGUUUGGUCGGGUUUUGCUCGGAGGAAAUGAGGAGGGCGCUUGUCUAUGAGUACAUGCCCCAUGGUUCUCUUGACAAGUACAUAUUCUCGUCCGAGAAGAGUUUCUCCUGGGACAAGCUCAAUGAGAUUGCCUUGGGCAUUGCUAGGGGAAUCAACUACCUGCACCAAGGUUGUGACAUGCAGAUUCUGCACUUUGACAUUAAGCCGCACAACAUCCUUCUUGACAGCAAUUUUGUCCCAAAAGUUGCUGAUUUUGGCCUCGCUAAGCUAUACCCAAGGGACAACAGUUUUGUGCCAUUGAGUGCCCUAAGGGGAACCAUCGGGUACAUAGCUCCUGAGAUGGUAUCCCGGAGCUUUGGUGUCAUAUCCUGCAAGUCUGAUGUUUACAGCUUCGGCAUGCUGCUGCUGGAAAUGGCCGGAGGACGUAGGAAUGCCGACCCGGAUGCAACGAACUCAAGUCAGGCAUUUUACCCAUCGUGGGUGUAUGACCGGCUGACUAAACAGGAGAUGGGUGAGAUAUCUGCUGAGAUGCAUGAGCUGGAGAGGAAGCUGUGCCUUGUUGGACUAUGCUGCAUCCAGAUGAAGUCUCAUGAUCGCCCGGCGAUGAGCGAGGUGGUAGAGAUGCUCGAAGGCGGCACUGAUGGCCUGCAGGUGCCUUCCAGGCCAUUCUUCUGUGACGAUGGGCAGACCCCUGUAGUGGAGUCUUACCAUUUCUGCUCUGAGCUGACAGCCAUUUCAGAGGAGGACGAGUGA
Messenger RNA from Lolium rigidum, 1935 nucleotides. RefSeq names its product rust resistance kinase Lr10-like. NCBI's taxonomy places the organism in Eukaryota, Viridiplantae, Streptophyta, Magnoliopsida, Poales, Poaceae. The coding region runs from base 1 to 1935 and encodes 644 amino acids. The record is from RefSeq and is a predicted model, not a curated record. The transcript is spliced from 3 exons. Gene Ontology annotation, molecular function: polysaccharide binding; ATP binding; protein kinase activity. Gene Ontology annotation, biological process: protein phosphorylation.